GGGAGAAAGGUUGAGGAUAGAGCGAGUGUGGAAGGACAUUGAGGAGGAAGACAGGGUGUAUCAGUGACAUCAACCAGCAGUGUCUAAAAACGCCGGACCGGACAUGGUCCGCCGAUAUACGGGUGCUGAGUAGUAGUCCUGCUUCUGAGGAGGCGAGAGGACAACUGAGGACGCCUGCUUUCAUGCGUUCCCUGCCUAAAAGUCGAACCUUUCUGAGGAGCUCUGCUGUCAAAUGGAAUUAUUAUUUAUAUCAGGAGUUCAAGCGAAGCUGGCAGCUUCAAGUCCAUCCACUUAAAUGUAUGUGAUCAAAAGGAAGACGGAGCAGAUACUUUCUCCAUAAAGAGAGCGCCAAGUCCUGCUGAGUGAAGUUUCCCCUCCCAUCCUUCACCUCCAUUCCCAGUCUCCGGAGGUGCCAUGGUUCCACCCAGACCAGGUGGAACCGUUGCCCAGUCCAGGGUGCCUCGCCCUGGCUACGGCCUCUGCCUCUACCCCUCUUAUCUGCUGCUUACCCUGCUGCUGCUCACAUCCCUGCCCAACCUCUCGGAGGCCUUAGCGGCACCCAAGUUCACCAAGAUUCCCGGUGACCAGAUCGGGGUGUCGGGAGGCGUGGCCUCAUUCGUGUGCCAGGCGUCAGGUGAUCCCAAGCCCAUAGUCAACUGGAACAAAAAGGGAAAGAAGGUCAACUCCCAACGCAUAGAGACAAUAGAGUUUGAUGAUGGAGCGGGGGCCGUUCUGAGAAUACAGCCUCUCAGGGCACCUCGAGACGAGAACACCUAUGAGUGUGUCGCCCGCAACAGUGAGGGAGAGGUGGCCACUACCGCCAAUCUGGCCAUUAUACGAGAGGACCUGUUGCCGCUGGGUUUCCCCAGCAUCGACAUGGGUCCCCAGCUGAAGGUGGUGGAGAGGACCAGGACGGCCACCAUGUUGUGUGCUGCCAGCGGCAUCCCAGACCCGGAGAUCUCCUGGUUCAAAGACUUCCUCCCUGUGGAACCCAGGGCCAGCCAGGGACGCAUCAAACAGCUACGUUCAGCUGUUGGCGCCCUGCAGAUAGAAAACAGUGAAGAGACGGACCAAGGGAAGUAUGAGUGUGUGGCUACUAAUUCUCAGGGUGUCCGCUACUCUUCCCCAGCCAACCUGUAUGUGCGAGAGCUACGAGAAGGAUCAACAGAAAAAUUGCGUCGCGUGCCCCCUCGUUUCUCCAUACUGCCCUCCAACCAUGAGAUCAUGCCCGGGGGCAGCGUCAACAUCACAUGCGUGGCGGUGGGGUCCCCCAUGCCCUACGUCAAAUGGAUGCUGGGCAGUGAGGACUUGACCCCGGAGGAUGACAUGCCGGUUGGACGCAACGUUCUGGAGCUCAACGGCGUCAGGGAGUCGGCCAACUACACCUGCGUGGCCAUGAGCAGUCUGGGGAUUAUAGAGUCCACCGCACAGGUGUCAGUCAAGACUCUCCCCAAGCCUCCUGGUACCCCCAUCGUCACAGAGACCACUGCCACCAGCGUUACCAUCACCUGGGACUCUGGCAACCCCGACCCGGUGUCCUAUUACAUCAUCCAGUACCGGGCCAAGGGGCCGGAUAAAAAGUAUGAGACCGUAGACGGCAUCACCACGACGAGGUACAGCAUUGGAGGACUCUACCCGAACACGGAGUACGAGAUCCGAGUGUCAGCCUUUAACAGCAUCGGCCAAGGCCCCUCAUCCACUCAGGUGGACGCCAGGACAGGGGAGCAGGCUCCGGCUAGCCCGCCCAGGAAUGUCCAAGCUAGGAUCAUCUCCCAGAAUACUGUCAUGGUCCGCUGGGAGGAGCCGGAGGAGCCCAACGGACAGGUCAAAGGUUACCGCAUCUACUACACCAUGGAUCCGUCCCAGCCCAUGAGUCUGUGGAAGAUCCAGAACAUCCACGACAGCACCAUCAUCACAAUCCAGAACCUGGUUCCCUCUGAGACAUACACGGUCAGGGUUCUGGCCUUCACCUCCGUGGGGGACGGGCCCUUCUCAGACCCGGUCCAUGUCAAAGUUCUGCCUGGAGUUCCAGGGCAGCCUGGGAAGUUCAAAGUGGGCAAGGUGACAGACACGAGCAUUGAGCUCACCUGGGAACCUUCCUACACAAAGGAAGGCAUCGUCAACUACGAGCUGCUCUACAAACCCGUCAAGUUCGGCAGCCUGGAGAAGUUGACAUUCGGGCCGCGGUCUUCAUACACUGUGGAGGGUCUGAGAGCUAAUACAGAGUACUCCUUCUCCCUGGCAGCCAUUUCUAACAAAGGCAUCGGAGCCUUUACCAACGAGUUGGUCCAGAGGACAUCACAAGCCAAGCCAUCGGCUGCACCUUUGGGUGUGUCCUGUGACAGCCCCAGCUCUACCUCUCUGAGGGUAAGUUGGAAACCGCCGCCCGCUGAGACCCAAAAUGGCGCGCUGACUGGUUAUGAACUCCGCUACCAGCGAGUGGUGUCCGGGACUGGCUUUGAGGUUCAGGGUCUGGAGGUUAAGGUGCCUCCCAUCCCCCCAGAUGUGGGGCAAACGGUGUUGAAGGGGCUGGAAAAGUGGACCUGGUACCGCAUUACCCUGGCAGCCUUCGGCACAGAGGGUUCUGGACCAGAAAGCCUGCCAUUGCUUUGCCGCACAGACGACGAUGUCCCAAGUGCGGCUCCUCGGCAGGUGGAGGUCCAGCCCUUCAACUCCACCGCCCUCAGGGUGACCUGGCGAUCUGUGCCUCCGAAGCACCGCCGAGGCCAGAUCCGCGGCUACCAGGUGCACUAUACCUGUGUAGAGAGUGGCUCAUCGCGGAGUCUUCCCAGAAUCAAAGACCUGCUGCUAGGCGACAGCCAGUUUGUGGAGGAUGACACUACUGAAUAUGAGAUGGUUUUGGGAGGUCUGAGGCCAGAGACCACAUACUCUGUGUCUGUAGCAGCCUAUACAACUAAAGGGGACGGAGCGCACAGCAAAGCCAGAGUGGUUCAGACUCUGGGUAUUGGUCCUGAAGCCCCCUCCCUCUCAGUGCACCUGGGCCCCGAGCCCUCUGUGGUGGUGAGAUGGGGGGCCCCUGACAGGGCGUCAGGUGCAGGGGCCAAAGGGAUCCUGGGUUAUCGGCUACGGUUCGGGCUGAAGAACGCCACCACUACGGUGGAGCUGCCGGCCAAGGAGCAAACGUACACAUUCACAGACGUGAUUCCGGGGCUGACCUAUGUCGUUAGCCUGUCUGCCAGAAGCCAGUCUGGGUAUGGAGAGGAGGCCCUGGAGGAGCUGGAGGUGCCAGAGUCCCCCCCGAGGGGCUACCCCCGGAUCUUGGACUCCAUUAACGCCACCUGCUGUUCGCUUCAGUUCUCCUGGCUGCCCCCGGUGGAGAGCCAGCACCACAGUGUGAUCACUGAAUACACCGUGGCUUACCGGGAAGCGGGGGGUGUCGACCCGUUUGGGCCCCCUCAUCAGAUAACCCUACCAGCCAGUGAAUCCAGUUACACCAUCCUGGGACUGAACCACGGGACGGGCUACGAGGUGCAGAUGUGUGCCCACAGCCGUGUAGGGUGUGGCCCUUUCAGUCCUCCACUGCUAUAUCACACACUGACCUUUGACACAGAUGUCCCAAGGAACUUCUCAGUGAAUCUGGCGACCAAGACCAGUGUCCUGCUGACCUGGGAGUUCCCCGAAAGCCCUUACACAUACCGCUUCACUGUGGAGUAUAACCGUCAGAAAAUGGAGGUGGAUGCCAGGCUGAGGAAGGCAGUGAUUCCCAAUCUGCAGCCCGAUACCGACUACGACUUCAAGAUCACCUCCCCCGAGGGCAACAUGGGCGGGCUGAGGCACCGCAUCCACGCCAAGACCUCUCCUCCGAUCACCAUCCGCCGCCCGGAGAUAGACCACGCCCGCGACACGGAGAGCACGGUGACCAUCAUCCUGCCCUCGCUGGAGAACCACAGCCCCGUCAAGAAUGUGUAUGUUGUGGUGGUUCCUCUGAGGAGGGCCAGGGGAGUGUUCAGGCAUCUGAAGAGCCCGGAUGAGAUGGACCUGGAGGAGUUGUUGAAGGACAUCAGUCAGAGGCAGAGGGACUCCAGACAGCAGAAACAGGUGGACCUGCGCCGGGCCUACAUCACAGCCCGCUUCACACCGGCCACCUUGCCAGCCUUCUUUACUCUGGGGGACCAGCUGGACUAUGGAGGCUUUGAGAACCGGGCUCUAGAACCGGGACAAGAGUAUAUGUUCUUCAUCCUGGCUGAACUCAAUGCCACCACAGGGAAGAUGUACGUGGCCAGCCCAUACACUGACCCUGUGAUCGCCCCGGACUCCGACCCCCAGCCCCUGGACGCAGGGGACGGUUUGAUUUGGGUGGUUGGACCGGUCCUGGCAGUAGUCUUCAUCAUCUGCAUGGUCAUUGCCAUCCUUCUUUACAAGAACAGCAAGCCAGACAGUAAGAGGAAGGACUCUGAGCCAGGCACCAAGAGCCUUCUGGGUAAUGCUGAAAUGAUGGCCCACCAUCCCACAGACCCCGUCGAAAUGAGACGCAUCAACUUCCAGACCCCUGGUAUGGUAAGCCAUCCUCCCAUCCCCAUCACAGAGUUGGCUGAACACACAGAGCUUCUUAAAGCCAACGACAACCUGCGUCUGUCUCAGGAGUAUGAGUCCAUUGAUCCUGGUCAGCAGUUCACCUGGGAGCACUCAAACCUGGAGGUGAACAAGCCCAAAAACCGCUAUGCCAACGUGAUCGCAUACGACCACACCCGAGUGGUCCUCGCCCCCCUAGAGGGUUCUAGUCCAGGCGUCUUGGGUAGUGACUACAUCAAUGCUAACUACAUCGAUGGCUACAGGAAGCAGAAUGCCUAUAUCGCCACGCAGGGCCCACUGGCCGAAACGUUUGGGGAUUUCUGGAGGAUGGUGUGGGAACAAAGAGCAGCCUCUGUAGUCAUGAUGACACGCCUGGAGGAGAAGUCUCGGAUUAAGUGUGACCAGUACUGGCCCACCCGUGGUACAGAGACAUAUGGGAUGAUCCAGGUCACUCUGUUGGACACUAUGGAACUGGCCACCUUCUGUGUACGCACCUUCUCUCUGCACAAGAGCGGUAGCAGUGAGCGGAGGGAGGUGCGUCAGUUCCAGUUCACUGCCUGGCCGGACCAUGGCGUUCCAGAGUACCCCACCCCCUUCCUGGCUUUCCUACGCAGGGUCAAAGCCUGCAACCCCCCCGACGCAGGUCCUGUCAUCGUGCACUGCAGUGCUGGUGUGGGGCGCACCGGCUGCUUUAUUGUGAUCGACGCCAUGCUGGAGAGAAUCAGACAUGAGCGCACGGCCGACGUCUACGGUCACGUGACCCUGAUGAGGUCCCAGCGGAACUACAUGGUCCAGACGGAGGACCAGUACGGCUUCAUCCACGAGGCUUUGCUGGAAGCGGUGGCUUGUGGGAACACGGAGGUGGCGGCCAGGAGCCUGUUCUCCUACAUGCAGAAGCUGGGCCAGGUGGAGAGCGGAGAGCAUGUCACUGGCAUGGAGCUGGAGUUCAAGCGCCUGGCCAGCACCAAAGCCCACACGUCUCGCUUCGUCAGUGCUAACCUGCCGUGUAACAAGUUCAAGAACCGCCUAGUAAACAUCAUGCCCUAUGAGACCACCCGGGUGUGUCUGCUACCCAUUAGAGGCCUGGAGGGGUCCGACUACAUCAACGCCAGCUACAUCGAUGGCUACAGGCAGCAGAGAGGUUACAUGGCUACCCAGGGUCCUCUGGCAGAGACCACAGAGGACUUCUGGAGGAUGCUGUGGGAACACAACUCCACCAUCGUGGUCAUGCUCACCAAGCUCCGAGAGAUGGGACGGGAGAAGUGUCAUCAGUAUUGGCCCGCUGAGCGUUCAGCCCGGUACCAGUACUUUGUGGUGGACCCCAUGGCUGAGUACAACAUGCCCCAGUACAUCCUCCGAGAGUUCAAAGUCACCGACGCCAGGGAUGGCCAAUCACGGACAGUUCGUCAGUUCCAGUUCACUGAUUGGCCAGAGCAGGGAGUUCCAAAAUCUGGAGAGGGCUUUAUUGACUUCAUUGGCCAGGUGCACAAAACCAAGGAGCAGUUUGGUCAGGACGGCCCAAUCAGUGUCCACUGCAGUGCGGGCGUAGGGCGAACUGGAGUCUUCAUCACUCUGAGCAUCGUUCUGGAGAGGAUGCGCUACGAGGGAGCUGUGGACAUCUUCCAGACGGUCAAGAUGCUGAGGACACAGCGACCUGCCAUGGUUCAGACUGAGGAUGAGUACCAGUUCUGCUACCAGGCUGCUCUGGAGUACCUGGGGAGUUUUGACCACUAUGCAACCUAAGAGGGAAAGUCCAGUCUCCUCAUACUUCUUCUCAGAUAAAGGUCUACAGAGAAACAACGACUGAGAGAAGCAGGCUGAAAAACAACCGAAAUAUUAACCUAAUAUCUCACCGGAGGGACAACGAUACUAACGAGGAGUCAUUAUACACAAACAACAGCAACUAGACCAAUGUCAAUGAAAACCUACACUCUGAGGAAAGACCUGGAAGGGUGUGUUGGAAAUCUCAGACAGACUAUUACAUGUAAUCCUGCAUAUUCUUCUUACCUCAGUGUUCAACAUGUGGAGGACUUAUGAUACCUGUGUGUGUUGUGGUCAGCUAUUUCAAAAAUGAUACUAGAGAAAAACAAAAUUACUUUGGAAACAGAGUUAUGAUAUAUAUGUAUAAAAAAAAUACAAGGACACAAAAGGCCUGGAUAUUUGCUGCACCCUAAAUGGGCUUUUUAUUAUAUUUCUAUCUAUGGGUUCAAGGUGAAAGUGCAAAGGUGAAGAUGUGUUAGCUGUACUGCGUCCAUGGUGUCUUUUGCUGCCACAGCUAGUCCUGACCUAACACCAGCAUGGUUUUAGAUAGAGGACUAAACCUGGUCCAAGACAUAUAAGUAGGACUUGAGGGAUUGUUUGAGCUUCAUGUCUGUGAUUGGACACCAAACUCUCCCACCCACUGGGCCAAAAGAAACCACACUGUUCUGGAGCGGAUGGGAAAUCAACUUUGACCUCUAAUGAGAUGGGGGAAUGGUUCCCCUACUACAUCCAGCAGACAACACGUGAGCAGUAAUCGCCAGGCAGCGGUAACCCUUAGGAAUGGAUCUAUGAUCAGUUUACCACACUGAAAUCCCAAACCAUUGUGGUGUAAACACUAAACGGAACUCUGAUCACUGUCUGGGAUCAACCUCUCCCCACUCCAAGCAGAUCAGUUGUCCAUGCUUGCUUUGUGCUUACAUCUAAUUUGAUAACCUAAUAAUAGUGGAGGUUAAACACAUAAUAGGCUAUUACAUUUCAAUCCCAAUCAGUAAUUGUACUGGAAUUUAAUACAAUAAUUGGCUAUAUAUGGAGCAUUUUGAUGGAUUAACAAAAAUACAAAUGUUUUUUUCAGGAGAGUCUCUUUUGGUGGGAGUUAUUUUCCACAUUCUAUGGAAAUGUAGGAUGAUCCUAUAAAUUCAAGUUUUAUCUUAUGUAUGUUCUCUGCUGUAUACCCUCUAUCGCACACCACUGAGAUGUGCAUUGAGUGGCAUCAAGUAGCUUACAGCAGACCUGAAUACAGCCAUUGUGCAUUGGGAUGGUCUUGGUGGCCCAGGGGGUUGGAGCGCAGCUCUGAUGGAACACAACAGUUGUGUGUUCAACUCCUGCUUUGGCUCUACACCGCUGACUAUGUGUGUUACCGUGACUUGCUUUGGAUGAAAUGCAUUUUGCUUGAUAAACCAUGUAGGUCCUGAUGGGUUGAGAGCAGAACAAAGAGGUUCAAACUCUGCCUUCUCCACCAGUCUCUCUCUCUCUCUCAGCCUGCAGUAAUACAGGGCUCUUCACAGCCUCUCUUUUCCUAGUCUUACUGUACAGAAAAACCACACGACACAACCUGAUACCUUCCCUGAACUCCACUCCCCACAAGCCCUUUAGAUAUCGUCCUCUCCUCAUGUGGAUUAAAUGUACUAUAAUCUGCUGCCCCAGAUAUGUUGUGAUUGCAGAGCACAGUAUGGUUAUGGUACGUGGACUUGAACUGUACAUACUGUCUGACAUAUAAAGUUCUUUAUAGUACAGUACAUAGGCCUGAGCACAAGCUGUAAUAAGUGGGGCAUAAUUAUUAUCAACAAGAAAGAGCCUUAUUGUAAUUGUAUACUUUGUCAAAUGUUUAUUUCAUUUGAUUUUUCAAAUAUUUAUUAUCAUUCUAUUUUGUUACUGCUAUUAUGACUCUUGAUUUUUACUAUUGUUUCAUAUGUUUAUUUAUUGUUUUAUUUGGGAAAAUUACCGAAUAUAACCAAUGAGAUGUUGUUUACUUGGCUAGCCAAUUUUAAUGUAUCAUAUCGUAUGUUUUUUUUAUGGUCAUUUUUAAGUGCUUUUUUAAUUUGCUUUAGUAUAUUGUAUACAGCGCCCUGUGUGGAGUGCUAUUUGAUACUGAUGUCCUCAUAGAUAGAUACUUAGAGCCAGACAUAUUUUCUGUUUACAGUGACAACCCCUUCUCGAUUCAAUAGUAGCAACAGUGGUACCUUCCAAUCGCCCAUGUAGGAUUUAGCAUUCAGGACAUAGUGAGUUAAAAUACAGUAGGUGGUAAUAGUCUGUGUUGAACUGUGUUCAGUGAACAGUUCCAUUUUAGUUUGCUACUACAGCUAGAUGGAAAAAACUAUAUGGUACCAUUCUGGUACAGAGGAUUAGCAAAGAUAAACCUUUGAAAAUGAGACAUAACUUGUUAUUUGUAUUUAGCAAUGAUCCUGAUAUGAAAUUUAAGUGUGGUCCAAAACUCAAUCUGAUGGGACUUAAAAUUCAAUUAAAAUGAUGACUAUAUACUAUGAAUAUACUGGACAUAAAAGACAGGCUAACUACGUGACAUCAAUUGACUGCCAGUUCCUAAGAUGUCAUUUCAUCAACUUUAUUGAACCUAUUACCUGGUAGCUGUUCUUUCCUUUAAACACUGGAUGUAAAUAAUAUGUAUGUUGACUUUGUAUUAAAAGUGAGAUGAUGGGAGAUACCAUGAUGA
Messenger RNA from Esox lucius (northern pike), 8962 nucleotides. Its product is annotated as receptor-type tyrosine-protein phosphatase S. The transcript is spliced from 38 exons. The record is from RefSeq and is a predicted model, not a curated record. Gene Ontology annotation, biological process: protein dephosphorylation. NCBI's taxonomy places the organism in Eukaryota, Metazoa, Chordata, Actinopteri, Esociformes, Esocidae. Bases 415 to 6276 code for a protein of 1953 amino acids. Gene Ontology annotation, molecular function: protein tyrosine phosphatase activity; protein binding.